CCCAGCGUCGAGGUGGCCAUGGGCAGGACCUGGGGCGCGGGGCGCAGGGCCUGGGGGACUCGGGGAAAUGGAGGCUGCCUGCAGCCUCCCAGACGCCGGCUCCGCGGAAAGCCCUCCCCGCUCAGCAGGAGGGGGCUGACUAGGGAGGGACAGCAGUUUAGGGCCUAGGGGGCCACGUGACCCUCCCCCAGGAAUGCGAUGAUGUCACAGGGGGCGUGGCCAUCCCCAAAAUUGGGGAGGAAGAGGAAAAAAAGCCAGAAAAAGUUUCUUUCCUGGAGUCCCAAACGAGGGACGGAAGAAGGGGUCAAGGCCAGAGGCUCAGGGCUCCGUGAGGCCCUGACCGCGGUCUGGAGGUCCCCCGUUCCAGGCCAUGUCGGGGCCCACCUGGCUCCCCCCGAAGCAGCUGGAGCCCGUCAGAGCCCCUCAGGGGAGAGUGCUCCCCCGGGGCGCCCCGGGGCCGCCACCAGCCCCCGGAGCAGCACUCCAGUCCCACCCCAGGGUCAAUUUUUGCCGUCUCCCAUCUGAGCAGUGUUACCAGGCCCCAGGGGGACCAGAGGAUCGGGGGCUGGCCUGGGUGGGGUGCCAUGGAGCACCCCAGCGUUCACAGGGGCUCCCCCCAGACAGAGGGGGCUUGCGCCCAGGAAGUCUGGAUGCUGAGAUAGAUUCGCUGACCAGCAUGCUGGCUGAGCUGGAUGGGGGUCGUGGUCAUGCCCCACGGCAGCCUGACCGGCAGGCUUAUGAGCCCCCUCAGCCCCCUGCCUACCGCGUGGGCUCCCUGAAGCCGAAUGGAGGGGGUGUUCCUUCCCCACCGCUCCCAGCAUCCACUUACGGGGGCCCCACUCCGGCCUCCUACACAACAGCAAGCACGCCCGCCGGCCCUGCCUUCCCUGUGCAAGUGAAGGUGGCACAACCAGUGAAAGGCUGUGGCCCCCCCAGGCGGGGGGCCUCUCAGGCCUCCGGGUCCCUGCCGGGCCCCCACUUUCCUCUCCCAGGCCGAGGUGAAGUCUGGGGGCCUGGCUAUAGGAGCCACCGAGAGCCAGGGCCGGGAAGUGAAGAGGAGGCUGCCGGGGUCUCUGGCCAUGCAGGAGGAGGAAGAGGAGGCGGGUAUGGGCCCCCGGUGCCCCUGAGCCAGCCUCCCGAGGAGGAGCUUGAGAGGCUGACCAAGAAGCUGGUGCAUGACAUGAACCACCCGCCCAGCGGGGAGUACUUCGGCCGGUGUGGCGGCUGCGGAGAAGAUGUGGUUGGGGAUGGGGCUGGGGUUGUGGCCCUGGACCGCGUCUUUCACGUUGGCUGCUUUGUGUGUUCUACGUGCCGGGCCCAUCUUCGGGGCCAGCAUUUCUAUGCUGUGGAGAGGAGGGCAUAUUGUGAGAGCUGCUACGUGGCCACCCUGGAGAAGUGCUCCACAUGCUCCCAACCCAUCCUAGACCGGAUCCUGCGGGCUAUGGGGAAGGCCUACCAUCCUGGCUGCUUCACCUGUGUGGUGUGCCACCGCGGCCUCGAUGGCAUCCCUUUCACGGUGGAUGCCACCAGCCAGAUCCACUGCAUUGAGGACUUCCACAGGAAGUUUGCCCCACGAUGCUCAGUGUGUGGUGGGGCCAUCAUGCCUGAACCAGGUCAGGAGGAGACGGUGCGAAUUGUUGCUCUGGAUCGCAGUUUUCACAUUGGCUGUUACAAGUGUGAGGAGUGUGGGCUGCUGCUGUCCUCUGAGGGUGAGUGUCAGGGCUGCUACCCACUGGAUGGGCACAUCUUGUGCAAGGCCUGCAGUGCCUGGCGCAUCCAGGAGCUCUCAGCCACCGUCACCACCGACUGCUGAGUCUUCCUAGAAGCACCUGCUGUGUUCUCCUCCGUUCCCAGGGACCACGCUCCCUGACAACUACCUUUACAGCCUUGUCAUCAAGGCU
Diceros bicornis minor is the source of this 1901-nucleotide messenger RNA. It is a transcript of the gene TRIP6, whose product is annotated as thyroid hormone receptor interactor 6. The transcript has 9 exons. Bases 371 to 1813 code for a protein of 480 amino acids. The record is from RefSeq and is a predicted model, not a curated record. Gene Ontology annotation, biological process: positive regulation of non-canonical NF-kappaB signal transduction. Lineage: Eukaryota; Metazoa; Chordata; Mammalia; Perissodactyla; Rhinocerotidae.